AUGCAUCCUUCGCCUUUCAUGAUCACACAAUUACUUAUUUUAUUUUCGAUCGUUGCUCCUCUAACAUUCGCUUUACAAGCUACCGACUUUUACGUCCAUGAUUUACCACUUUUACCAAAAGAGUCUUCUUCUAUUCGUAUGCAUGCUGGACUUCUACCUGUCAACCCACAACAUCAUGGAUCUCUAUUCUUUUGGCAUUUUGAGAAAAAAUAUCCUAGUGACAAAUUAAGAACAGUCAUAUGGCUUAAUGGAGGUCCUGGUUGUAGUAGUCUGACUGGAGCUUGGAUGGAAAAUGGCCCUUUCCGAUUUCAAGAUGAAAAUACGAUGAUCGAAAAUGAUGGAUCAUGGCAUUUGUACACUAAUCUUCUAUUUAUAGAUCAGCCUGUUGGUACUGACUUUUCCACCAUUGAUACAGACUCAUAUAUUCAUGAACUUGAUGAGAUGGCUAAUCAGUUUCUUGGUUUUCUUGAUCAAUAUAUCAAGAUUUUUCCAGAAUUACUUGAAAAUGACAUUUACUUAGCUGGUCAAUCUUAUGCUGGUCAGUAUAUUCCAUAUAUAGCGAAGGCGAUUCUUGAACAACGAUCAGCAUUGAAACUACGUGGUCUGUUGAUUGGAAAUGGUUGGAUUGAUCCUGUUACCAUGUAUAAAUCAUUUUUACCAUUUGCAGUAGCAAAUAAUUUAGUCAUUGAGAACUCCGAGCUCUAUGAUCUUAUUAACAUUGAAGUCGAACAUUGUGAACAGGUACUUUCCAAGCUGGUGCAUGUCUCCGAAGAAGCUUGUUAUCCUCUCCUCGCCGAGAUAGUGGGGAACGGUGCAAUGAAUAAUCACCACAAAGAAAAUCAAGAAGGUAGAUGUGUCAAUGUAUAUGACAUCAGGCUAGAUGAUAUGAUUCCAGAGUGUGGUAAAAAUUGGGCGCCAGAAUUAAAGUAUAUCACAUCGUACUUGCGUCGACAAGAUGUUAUGUCAAGCAUAAACAUUAAUAAUAAUAAAGUGGAAUGGACAGGAUGCUCGCCUUCUGUUCACAAUACGUUUACAGCUUAUCAUUCUAAACUAUCGAUCCUGUUGUUGCCUGAUUUACUUCAACAAAUUCCAAUUAUUCUAUUCAGUGGUCAAUAUGACUUGAUUUGUAAUCAUCAGGCGACUGAAGCAAUGAUUGAUGGUAUGACAUGGAACGGUGGACCUGGCUUUGAUUUUGGUAAUGGAACAUUCUCUCCAAAACAUCCGUGGAUUGUGGAUGGUAAAUCUGCUGGUCUCAUUCAAAGUGCACGUAAUUUAACUUACAUUCUUUUCUAUAAUGCCGGUCACAUGGUACACUAUAACUAUCCACGUCGAUCACGUUUUAUGCUACAUCAGUUCAUCCAGUUGGAUCUAACCUCCUCUACUGAUACAACAACAAGAAAGAACACAAAAGAGUCUACUCGAUCAAUACGUCUCAUCGCUUUUAUUGUAUUGCCUGUUACCUUUGUCACUAUAGCUCUGAUUGGUCUUAUUUGGUUUUUUGUGCACAAAUGGCAUCCGACCAAAGUACCAACACUAUUCAGUAUUAUUCGUGCGUUUCGAUCAGAAACUCGUAAUGUUGAGCAGCCACAAUCGAUGGCGCCUUUACUUCUAAACGAUUUCAGUGCAAAUAUGGAGGUCGUAGAUAGUGAAACUUUUGUAUGA
Molecule: messenger RNA, 1662 nt
Organism: Adineta steineri
Lineage: Eukaryota; Metazoa; Rotifera; Eurotatoria; Adinetida; Adinetidae
Source: the annotation of a GenBank genome assembly